Messenger RNA from Colletotrichum spaethianum, 1833 nucleotides. RefSeq names its product adenylate-forming reductase Nps11. Bases 1 to 1833 code for a protein of 610 amino acids. The record is from RefSeq and is a predicted model, not a curated record. Lineage: Eukaryota; Fungi; Ascomycota; Sordariomycetes; Glomerellales; Glomerellaceae. The transcript has 2 exons. Gene Ontology annotation, molecular function: phosphopantetheine binding.
AUGUCUCUGGAGGAAGACAAAACGAGCGUCAUUGCGAAGACGGCAGUCUUUGGGACAGGGAAGCCAUGUCCCUCUGUUGUUAUUGAGAUUCACUGGGACAGAAUUUGCGAAACACGGACCAUGGAUCUUGAAGGUGCAGUAUGGGAAGUGGUACGCCGAUGCAACGAGAGAGCACAGGCGUAUUCUAGGAUUCCGCGCGAGACAAUUCUGAUCCUCGGAAGAGGCGAGACCCUGCCUGUCACACCCAAAGGGAAUGUGCGACGCAAUAUUGCGUGGGAGUCUUAUGGAGACAGAGUAGAGGAACUGUACAACCGCUUCCUGGGUGAUAAGCCAAACACCGAUAAGCUUGAAAACGUCCAAGCCAUCGACACAAAUCUUUCGGCAGCGGAAACCAUUCAACGAGCCGUGGCUGAAGUCUUGGGGCUCUCACAAGAAGACGUCACUGAGGACAAGAACUGGUAUGAACUAGGACUUGACUCACUAAGUGCGGUAGAACUGCGCUCGAAGCUCGUCGGUGUUUUCGGAAGCUUUCCUCUGAUGUUCAUAUUCGAAUAUCCCACAGUGAAAGGGCUGCUUCGUUUUCUCCAACGCUACAAGAAAGAUGGCUCUGGCAACAGUGCUUUGGUCACAAAUCAGCACCACGAGUGGAUCACCUCAACCAUUCAGCGCUUGAACCAAGAACUUGACAAAUGGGCGACCCCCGAGACUCACGACAUCAACCAUAAAGGAGACGAUGGACACGUCAUAUACCUGACAGGUGCAAGUGGCGCUUUAGGCAAUGCUUUACUGGAAGCCCUUGUUGAGCUGCCAGUAGUCAAGAAGGUUUAUUGCGCUGUUCGAGGGGCCUAUCCACAAGCCCGAGUGACCGAAUCCAUGAAGUCAAGGGGUUACUCAGAGCAUCUUUACCAGAGCGAAAAGAUUUGCGCGAUUAACUACAACAUGAAGGACGCGAGUCUAGGACUAGACAGCAAGAUGUUUAAGCUGCUGACCAACGAAGUAACUCUCGUGAUGCACAACGCUUGGAAACUCGAUUUCAACCGGCCAAUCCAGCAAUUCGAGGAGGAUUGCUUAAAAGGCACCAUGAACCUGAUGUCUUUUUGCCUGGAAGGGACCAAGAAAAAGUUCGUGUUCAUGAGCAGUGUCGCCGCAGCUAUGGGCAACGAAUCCGGCACAAGAAUUCAAGAACUGCCUCUUAGCCCUGAUCCAGGGAAUGCACUUUCCACGGGUUAUGCGCAAUCCAAAUUCAUCGUGGAACAAGUCACACAGCAGUACGCUUCUUUACUCAAGAUGCCUGUUCAGAUUCUCAGAGUAGGCCAGCUUUGCGGUCAUUCAAACUUGGGAGUAUGGAAUCAUACCGAGAUGUGGCCGAUUCUUAUGAUGACCGGUUUGGAUACUCUCUCUGCAAUGCCUAUGCUGCAGACCAAAGUCGACUGGCUUCCAGUAGACUUUUGUGCAGAGGCGAUCCAAAAAGCAGUAUUUUCUUCUGCCAAUGAGUCGUCGUAUGCGGUAACCAAUCUCGUCAACCCCAGCGCUAUUUCUUGGGAAGAGCUGCUCUCUUUCCUCCAAGAGGCUUCAGGACUCGAGUUUGAACGUGUGGAGAUGAGAGAAUGGGUUUCUCGGUUAGAGACCCAGGCCGGUUCUGACAGACCUCAAGACCAGACGAUUCCAGCCUUGAAACUUCUAGGAUUCUUCCAGGAGAUGGCCAAAGGAUCUGGAAACGGCGAGGGCGUGGUAUUCGACGUAGGCAAAGUAGACGGGGGUCGGCGAAUCGACGUGCAUAUGGUGCAAAAGUGGUUGGAUAAAUGGCAUCAAGCUGGGAUUUAUAGGCCUUAG